AUGGUUACUUGCUAUUCAAGCUGCCUCGUCGCCCAAACCUUUCCACGCGAUUCAGUGCUGGUCCCCGUCCAUCUACAGCCCUCUCGCAGAGCACCGUUCGGCCUAGACCUCACUCGAAAACGGUCGCUGAUCCGGCGCCUUGGUCCACACGUUUGGCUUGACCAGAAUCCGGCUCCAUCUGUGGCGGCUAUCAGAUGCCCUCCUACUCUGUCACCGCCGGCGAGGCGAAUGACGAGGUGUCUUUUUUAUCGCACGCCCAAAGUCUUUGGCGUCGAUCGGGGACCUGUUUUGGAUCAUGACGCCUCGACCUUUGGCAUCGUCACAACACACGCAGCCGGCUCUGCUGUGCGUCGCGGGCGUUUUCUGUGA
This is a messenger RNA of Pseudozyma flocculosa PF-1, 369 nucleotides long. RefSeq lists its product as uncharacterized. The record is from RefSeq and is a predicted model, not a curated record. The transcript has a single exon. NCBI's taxonomy places the organism in Eukaryota, Fungi, Basidiomycota, Ustilaginomycetes, Ustilaginales, Ustilaginaceae. Bases 1 to 369 code for a protein of 122 amino acids.